AUGGCGUUGGAUCGUGAUGAUGCCCACCACCAUGACUUGAUUAUUGCAUUUGGUGAAUUGGCUAUUGUUUCACUUGAUCUUCGGACUGAGACAUCCACGCAGUUCUUGCUGCCUCAAGUUCUUGAUACAGUGUACAUGCUAGAUUCCUCCCAUGUAGGAUUUGAAUGGGGCUAUCAUGACAGUUUGGUAGUUUUGAAGGACUGUUUGGCUCUCUUUUUUCACAAUCACACCAAAAGAAUUAUUUCCAUAUGGCAGAUGAAAAAGUUUGGCGAUCGUAAAUCUUGGACAUUUUCUCUCAACAUCAACAUGCAAGAUCUUCAGCUUCACUGCAUGCCAUGUCCUUACUUACAGCCAUUGAUAAUGCUUGAGAAUAAAGUUCUCAUCCUCGACUCUACACAUAAGAAAAUCAGAAUAGUUACAUUUGAUGGUCGUGGUAAUGUACUAGAACAUCAUCACAUUUCCACCGACUUAUACAGGAUCUUUCCUACGAGUUAUGUUCAAACCUUGGUUUCGCCCAUAAGUCACUAG
Messenger RNA from Sphenostylis stenocarpa, 528 nucleotides. Lineage: Eukaryota; Viridiplantae; Streptophyta; Magnoliopsida; Fabales; Fabaceae. The record is from the annotation of a GenBank genome assembly.